Messenger RNA from Aureobasidium vineae, 1587 nucleotides. The record is from the annotation of a GenBank genome assembly. NCBI's taxonomy places the organism in Eukaryota, Fungi, Ascomycota, Dothideomycetes, Dothideales, Saccotheciaceae.
AUGGAGGACUAUGGCCUUGUCUCCAGCGAUCCGCCAUGGAGAUGGGUCGUCGAAAAGCCUUGCUUUGUUUCCUGGAACAGCAAAGAGGAGGGACUGUCAUGUCUGGGGCAAUUGUCGCCUUUGAACUCGACAUCCAAGUUGACCAUCAACAUUGGUUGGCGACCUGAAAACAACGAGCUGUUGAUAGCUUUACAUCUUCCGAUAUCCAUUCGCGCUUCAAAACAUCCUCGCGGUUUCUUCAUGAUCAUUCCUUGCACGUUCGAUACGUCGAGCAUCGAUAUGACUUUCGGCCCUGUACAAUCAGACGGAAGAGUCGACUUGGAAGGCGCGGGUCUCGCCGAUUGUAAUCUGUUCCACAUCCCAAUUGCACUCGACAUGCCUUGCGAUGUCAUCAUGCCUCAAAGCAAGCGCCAGAAGCCUGUCAAAGGCACGCCGAAAGAGUUGAUGACGAGGCUCAAGUCCUUGUCUGAAACAUGCUCCUUUGAUAUAUACUUCAGGUUCGAUACAUUCGCACAGCUUGAGCUUCGCAGAAUAUUUGCACGUAUAGACGAGCAUCAGCUUGAAACCCCUGUUUUGCUGCUCGACAGCAUGUAUGAUGGCCGUGGAGCUGGUAUAAACCUCUGGCUCAACCAAGGUCUAGAUAUCGUUCCACAUGAAGACCCUCGCCCGCCACCUUAUACCUCUCACACAACUCCACCGCUCGUGGAAAUACAAGUACCCUAUAGCGAUGCCGCCAUCCCUGCUCUGCCGAUAUACCAGGAGAAUGACAAUGAAGGUGUACCGGAGACUCCUUUCUGGGUCCGUAUGCGCCGAAUGCUGGACUACCGAUCUCCGAGCAUCGAGUGUUACAAGGGAGACACUUUCAAGCGUGCAGCGAGUGUCGGCUCCCUGCCUGAUGCACGUCAGGAAAAGCGGAAACGCCUCUGUCGCUCGCCCUUGCUCGGACCCCUGAUCCGUGGGACACCUGCUCCCGUCUUCGAAUCUGAGAAGGCGACGAUUGACGCGCAUCACGAUGCAAAUUCCCCGAGAGAAAGUAUUGGAGAGAUCGCUUCAACGCAGCUCAAAGAUCGCGAAGCUGCUGACCCUCUUGCCGUCGAGCUCAACCAGACGACAAGUGUUACUCCUCGCGACAUAUUUUCGUUGGAAGAUAGGGCCGACGAGAUAGCAAACUGGCUGUAUAGUGCUUGGAACAUUCUGCCAUCUGCUCACCAUGAUCUCCGCUCACAUCUUUUGGCUCUCGGUGCCGCUUCGAAUGAAGAUAUGUUUCCACAAGCCCGAGUAGAGUGCUCUACACGAUUAGCUUUCACUGUCGCACGAGAUCAAACAGCGGUAGCGAUGACGGUUCGUCUGACCAACACAACUGAUGCUGAAAACCAAGUCAGAGAGGUUGUCCAGUGGAUCAAUGGCGUCAGAUUCGAUGCCGAUGUUAUACUGAUGAAUGACCUUGUCGCUUUGGCUAGAGCUGCGAUGGAGGUGGUCGACUCCGCUUCCGAUGACAAAGCUAUGAAGAUGAAUAACUUCCUGAUGUGCAAGGCAAAGUGUAUUGCUUCUGCCUGUCUUCUACGGAAUGUCGCUACAGCGGGCUGA